ACGGGUGGGCGUGGGGGGGCUGUUGUGUUUGGGUGCCUCCCCAGAAAGGAGCCUAAGAGACCGUUGCCAUGUUCCCGGAGCCUCCAACCGCUCGGCCUCCAGCGCCCGACACCCCUCCAGACUCCAGUCGCAUCAGCCAUGACCCUGUGCCUGUCUGGGCCCUGGCCACCAUCACACUGCUUUCAGCCUUCGUGGUCUUCAGCUGCUGUUUUUGUCUCUACCGGAGGCGAUGUGGGAGGCGGAUGGCGAAGAAGAGUCCAGCCCAAGCACAGGUCCACCUCCAGGAAGUGAAGGAGCUGGGCCUGAGCUACAUAGACAAGGUGCAGCCGGAAGUGGAGGAGCUGGAUCCGGCACCGCUGGGGUCAGGACAGCCAGCCGCAGAGAAGCAUGCGCUAGGGCGGCUCCAGUACUCACUGGAUUAUGAUUUCCAGAGCGGCCAGCUGCUAGUGGGCAUCCUACAAGCGGAGGGCCUGGCAGCCUUGGACCUGGGCGGCUCGUCUGAUCCCUACGUCCUGGUCUACCUGCUGCCUGACAAGAGGAGGCGCUAUGAGACCAGGGUGCAUCGGCAGACACUGAACCCGCACUUUGCGGAGACCUUCGCCUUCAAGGUUCCCUACGUGGAGCUGGGGGGCAGGGUACUGGUCAUGGCAGUGUAUGACUUUGACCGCUUCUCCCGCAACGAUGCCAUUGGCGAGGUGCGGGUUCCUAUGAGCUCGGUGGACCUGGGACGGCCGGUGCUGUCCUGGCGGGACCUUCAGGCAGCGCCUGGCGAGGAGGAGGAGAAGUUGGGGGAUAUCUGCUUUUCCCUCCGCUAUGUCCCCACGGCUGGGAAGCUCACCGUCAUUGUCCUAGAGGCAAAAAACCUGAAGAAGAUGGACGUCGGCGGGCUCUCAGACCCCUACGUCAAGGUCCACCUGCUGCAGGGCGGUAAAAAGGUGCGGAAGAAGAAGACGACCAUUAAGAAGAACACUCUGAACCCCUAUUACAAUGAGGCCUUUAGCUUUGAGGUGCCCUGUGACCAGGUUCAGAAAGUGCAGGUGGAGCUAACUGUGCUGGACUAUGACAAGCUGGGCAAGAACGAGGCCAUCGGGAGAGUGGCCGUGGGGGCGAUGGCGGGCGGGGCUGGGCUGCGGCAUUGGACAGACAUGCUGGCCAGCCCGCGGCGGCCCAUUGCUCAGUGGCACUCGCUGCGCCCCCCUGACCGGGUCAGGCCACUGUCCGCACCCUGAUCUUGCCCUCCUGCCAUGAGUCCUCCUGGGACUGGGCUCCCGUGGCACACCCAGGCCU
Molecule: messenger RNA, 1287 nt
Organism: Sorex fumeus (smoky shrew)
Lineage: Eukaryota; Metazoa; Chordata; Mammalia; Eulipotyphla; Soricidae
Gene: SYT5
Product: synaptotagmin 5
Exons: 8
Coding region: 69-1229 (386 amino acids)
Biological process (GO): cellular response to calcium ion; synaptic vesicle endocytosis; regulation of calcium ion-dependent exocytosis
Cellular component (GO): synaptic vesicle membrane; dense core granule; axon
Molecular function (GO): calcium-dependent phospholipid binding; phosphatidylserine binding; calcium ion binding
Source: RefSeq, a predicted model, not a curated record